GGAAAUGAGUGCCACAAGUAUCGAAGAUCUCUAUGUGGACUGCCUAUACCAUAUAUUUGAAUAUUUGUCCCCCGAUGACCGUCUUACUUUCGCACAAGUAUGCCGGAGAUUUCGUCAGGUUUUCAUCAAGCAGUACAGUAGUAAAUACCGGGAAUUUACCCUCGAUAAAGACAGUUCGAAUCCAGAGCUGAUACAAUUUUGCAUCUGUCGGGAAGCGGUAGAGUCAUUAACCAUCGAUCUGGAUCACUUUGAUACCGCCAGGUGCUACAGAACCUAUGGAUGUGUAGCCCCGGUAAACUGUUUCGAAAUUCUCUACCAGACUUUGACCGGCAUGACAAGCCUAGAGAAGUUGGUUAUAAAUCAGCUGUAUAUGCUAAUCACACCCAUUGUCAAGCCCUUCGAUCAAAUUCUGACUGCCGUAAGGCAUUUGCCAGAACUGAAAAGAUUGGAAAUUCAUGCAAAAGACGACUGCAUUGUGGAUCGACUGGCUCAACUUCAGCACCUCGAAAGCCUGCAGCUCCUCAUACCAAAAAUUCCCACUCCAAUUCUGGUGAAAUGCUGCAAAUCCAAUGGCAAUCUUCGCAUCCUUCACUUGGGCUAUGGUUGUGUGCAGAAGAAUUUAAGAGACAUGGUGCCCCACUGCAAGAAUUUGGAGGUUCUAAAGUUCGGCAUGACUGCAAAGUCUUCGGAAUACAUUCCACUGGCUAGGCUUCCGAAACUCAAGGAGCUCUCGUAUUCCGGAGUUCGCAGGAGCGGCUCCUUUGAGCCACUUCUUUCGGCUUUGGCAGUCAAAUCACAGUUGACGCACCUGUCCAUCGAUGGAGGCAGUCUUACUCUGCAGGAGACCAGCCAGUUGGUGCGUAUCCAGAGCUUAAGGAACCUAAAGUGCUACUGCUCAACGACUGAUUGCGUGGAGAUGUUGGCCAGUCUAGCUAAUCUAGAGGAACUCUGCCUCUCCGUGUACCGACCAUUGGAUAUUUCAAUCUCACUACUGCCAAUCAUUGCAAGCUGUAGAAACAUGAAACUCCUUCGAAUAGCAGUCGGUAAUGUCGAUAUAAAAUUUGUAAACGAUGCCAUUAGACUUCAUAACACUGAAGCAGCUGAUUCGAUGGCAUUGGUAGUAGAUAAAUAGUAAAUAUUAAUAUAAGAAUUUACUAAAAUGUUCUCAUUGAUGUAAGGCACGAAACAACUAGAGAAGUUAAAGUUGCAUUUUAAACAAUAA
This is a messenger RNA of Drosophila elegans, 1222 nucleotides long. RefSeq lists its product as uncharacterized. Gene Ontology annotation, molecular function: protein binding. The record is from RefSeq and is a predicted model, not a curated record. Lineage: Eukaryota; Metazoa; Arthropoda; Insecta; Diptera; Drosophilidae. The coding region runs from base 5 to 1132 and encodes 375 amino acids. The transcript is spliced from 2 exons.